Messenger RNA from Caenorhabditis elegans, 978 nucleotides. It is a transcript of the gene Y73C8B.2, whose product is annotated as AB hydrolase-1 domain-containing protein. Bases 2 to 928 code for a protein of 308 amino acids. Lineage: Eukaryota; Metazoa; Nematoda; Chromadorea; Rhabditida; Rhabditidae. The transcript has 5 exons. The record is from RefSeq and is marked reviewed.
AAUGACGGAGGUCCCCAGAGCACGAAUAAGUGAGCCCAAGCUUUUGAAGAAGCUAGUGAAAUUUCAAGCGGAAAAUGAACAAUUUGUGGAGUUGGAGGCGGUUUAUGAGGACUCUAUCACUUCCGGCUCCCCGUUCGGUACUGUAGUUGCUUUCCACGGCUCCCCUGGGUCUCACAACGAUUUCAAGUACAUUCGGAGCAAGCUGGAUGAUCUGAAUAUUCGAUUUAUUGGAGUCAAUUAUCCGGGAUUUUCAAAUACGCCUGAAUAUGAAGGUCAACAACACGCAAAUCCGGAACGCCAAAACUUCUCCAACGCUUUGCUAGAUGAGCUGAAAAUCGACGGAAAAAUUAUCUACAUGGGACACAGUCGUGGAUGCGAGAAUGCUCUGCAAACAGCCGUCGGACGUGAAGCUCACGGUCUUGUGCUCAUAAAUCCGACCGGGUUCAGACAUCAUCAGGGCAUUAGGCCAUUUUAUAGGCUGGAGUAUUUGGACUGGAUGUAUGGGCUUUUGCCAAGUUUUUUGGGAAAUUCGAUGAUUUUAGGAAUCUACAAAGCUAUCGGCUUCAAAGUGAAAUCUGGAGAGGAGGCCAUGUGCGCAAUGCGGUCCGUGAUGAGGAUGUCGCUGGAAGAUCAAAUUGAGUACAUUGAGAAGUUGAAUCAGAAGCAUACCAAAAAACUAAUCGUCUUCGGCGGAAACGACCACUUGGUAGAAGAAGAAAUUGUCCUAGAGAAAUUGGAGAAACAUGACGGUUUGGAGCAUUUUAGAUUUGAAGAUGGAAUUUCUGAAGAGGAAAAGUCAAAAAUUAUGGAAUGUUUUACGGGAAAUCAACUUGGUGCAUCAGUUUUCGUGGCGAAGGACACCCAUUUUCAGAAUAAAUCACAGGCAGAGCUGGUCGCUGAGUCCUGCAAGAAAAUGUUGGAUGCAUAAUUUUUUCGAACGUUUACUGGACUUUUACAAGCAUAAAUUAAUUUUUCCUA